AUGAUUCAAACACAAUAGACUGAAGUAGAGACUUUUAAUUAAAUCACCAAAAAUAUUAAUUAGGUCAGCAUUGACAAUGAAGGUACAUUCAAAUACAUCCUGAUCUUAUUGGAGGGAGAGAACAACAAGGAAUUUUAUUAUGUUAGAGGUCUAAAAUAAUAUGAAUUUCACGCAUAGAACUUUGAGCAUUUUUGUGAGGAGGCAAAAAAUAACUUGAAAUGGUCGGAAUUCAAGUAUAAUGUAGAAAAAGGAACGAUCAAGGCAUAAUUAAAUGGACACAAUUUCAAAUUUAAGUGUGUUGGUGGAGGCAGAAUCAAACAUUCAUUUGUCAAUUCAAGUAUAGAAAUUUAUGGAUAUUCGUAAUCCUAUGGAUAGUGUGAUCAUAAAUUGUCCUUAAAUAUCAUAAGAACAGUCUAUCCUUAUGAAGAUAAAAAUGUAAUCACAAGAAACGAUGGUUAUUGA
Messenger RNA from Paramecium octaurelia, 462 nucleotides. NCBI's taxonomy places the organism in Eukaryota, Ciliophora, Oligohymenophorea, Peniculida, Parameciidae. The record is from the annotation of a GenBank genome assembly.